AUGAUGAAUUUCGAUAAUCUCUUUCGAUGUUUUAUAUUAACUCAAUCAUUUGUACGUGGUUGGGGAAAUACGUUUCAUUUACAAGAAGUUUUUACCUAUCGACGUGAAAAAAUUGGUGUUUCAUCUCAAGUAGCUACAGUUCAUUUUCAACUUGUUUUAUCACGUGAUCAUCGUUUUGGUAUUGAUUCAAUUCCAAUAGGAAUUUGUUAUGCUGGAACAGGUGAUCAUGGUUUUACUCGACGAAGGUUAUUUACUGCAGUUCCAUUAAUUAAUCAAUAUCCUAUAGGUUCAAUUCUUCUUGAAAAUUCAUAUUAUGGUUUAAGAAAACCACCAGAUCAAUCUCGUUCAUCAUUAUUGUAUGUUAUCGAUUUAUAUAUCAUAGGUGAAGUACUUGCUUUAGAAACACUUAUGCUACUUCAUUGGUGUCAAAAAAUGAAAUUAACAUCAGCUACUCUACAUGGUUUUUCUCUUGGUGGACAUAUGGCUUCAUUAGCAUUUACAAAGUAAGAUUCAAUUCUAUUAUUUGAUCUAUUUAAUGAAUGGAUAUACAGUAUCUAUCAUAAUUUCAAAUAAUGAUUCAAGUAGAGCAAACCAUAUUACAAAAAGAAUAUAAAUUAAA
Molecule: messenger RNA, 619 nt
Organism: Rotaria sordida
Lineage: Eukaryota; Metazoa; Rotifera; Eurotatoria; Philodinida; Philodinidae
Source: the annotation of a GenBank genome assembly